Messenger RNA from Melanotaenia boesemani (Boeseman's rainbowfish), 1867 nucleotides. It is a transcript of the gene ube2m, whose product is annotated as ubiquitin conjugating enzyme E2 M. NCBI's taxonomy places the organism in Eukaryota, Metazoa, Chordata, Actinopteri, Atheriniformes, Melanotaeniidae. The transcript has 6 exons. Bases 188 to 745 code for a protein of 185 amino acids. The record is from RefSeq and is a predicted model, not a curated record.
AACAGGCUAGGCUAGCUGCGCGGCUAGCUGCUCUCUUCAGUGUGAUUAGUUGAGACGCACCGGCUCCAUCCACGUUACGGUGCUGUUAGGACCGAUCUGACUCUCCCAACAUUCACAAACGGCACAGACGGGGCGCGCACAACAAAGGGACGCAAAGUUUAGCCACAAAAUUAUCAAAUAAGUGAAAAUGAUUAAGCUGUUUUCCCUGAAGCAGCAGAAGAAAGACGAGGAAUCUGCUGGAGGAAACAGAGCCGGAGCCGGGGGAAAGAAAGCCAGCGCGGCCCAGCUUCGAAUACAGAAAGAUAUCAAUGAGCUGAACCUUCCAAAGACGUGUGAGAUCAGCUUCCCCGAUGACGACGACCUGCUCAACUUCAGACUCAUCAUCUCUCCAGACGAGGGCUUUUACAAAGGAGGGAAGUUCGUCUUCAGCUUUAAGGUAGGACAGGGUUACCCCCACGACCCCCCCAAGGUGAAGUGUGAGACCAUGGUGUACCACCCCAACAUCGACCUGGAGGGAAACGUCUGCUUAAACAUCCUCAGAGAGGACUGGAAGCCUGUGUUGACAAUAAACUCCAUCAUCUACGGUCUACAGUAUCUAUUUCUAGAGCCGAAUCCAGAGGACCCGUUGAACAAGGAGGCGGCAGAAGUCCUGCAGACGAACCGGCGGCUCUUCGAGCAGAACGUCCAUCGCUCCCUGAGGGGCGGAUACGUCGGCGCCACCUACUUUGAGAGAUGUCUUAAAUAAGUCGGCAUCCCGUCAUCCUCCAAACAUCUUACCGCCUCCAGUACUCUUCCUCUCCCUCCUUCCUCCCCCUCUCCCCCCCCUCUGUCCUGUCCAUGGAAACGGAGCCGCAGCGACAGGAAGCAGCACGCCGCGAACAAGCCUCUCUGUUUCCCCCAUCCUCCCCCAUGUUUCUCUCUUUUACUUCUCCAACACAUAAUUCAGCUGUUUACACACCGCGGGGGUGGGUGGGUGGGGGGGGGGCUACACCACAGUCUGGACUGGAAAGAGGAGGAAGAGGAGGAGGAUAGGGGAGGUGGUCAGUGAAUGUUGAUCAGGUCAGCCUCACAGCGCUGAUGAUGAUGAAGAUGAUGAUGCCCACAGGAAUUUUCUUUGUUUUUAUUUUGCGUGUGUGGCACCUGACAGGUGAUCAGAAGGACACGCCUCCUCUAUGUCAGCGCCUCCAUCCAUUCGGGACGCAGCCACAAACCAGCAGCAAACUCCAAACAGCAUCCUGAUGUCGCUCACUGGUUGUCAUGGCAACAGAAGCAGGCGCUUCUGCUUGCGCCUUAGUUUUUGUUAAAAAGAGAAAAAAAAAGAAAAAAAUGUUGUUUUUAGCUUGAAGUGAUGCCGUCAAAUCAGGGGGAGGUGCUGGAGGAGUGACUCCACCUUACUAAAAGGAGGAGUUGUAAAGUAGGAGGGGCUUGUCAUUUAUGAGGAAACAAACAUGCCUUAAAAUGCUGUGGAGAGGGCGGGGCUUGAUGCACAUGGGAGGGGCUUGAUGAUGCUUUGAGGAAGUGAAACGGGGCGCGGCGGCGAAGAGACGAAGGAACGGAUCCGUUUGGAGUUUGCUGCUAAAUUACACACACAGGAAGUUAGUGGGGGAGGCAUUGAACAGGUGGGAGGGGCUGUCGAUGGGUGGGGGGUGUUUGUUUAAAAGGGCGGAUGGGUAAACGGGGGGGGGCAGCAUUUGAUUUUUUUUUGGGGGGGGUUGUGAGCAGGUCAGAGGGGAGGGCGUAAAAUGUUCAGAUUUAUUGUGUAUAUGGAAACCCGGCUGUUCACAUUGACUGCAAUAUGAUUUAUGUUGAAUAAAAUAUAAACUUGAAUGAUGAAAAUGGUUGAAAUGACGUCAAAAAAACAAACACA